AUGCCUCCGAAAUCGACGCGCGCUAAGCCUGUGGCUGAUGCUCCGGCUGGCGGUGGUGACCCUGCGAGCAAAACGUCACCAGGCAAGGGCAAAGAAGUCAUUGGUAACCUUCCGUCUGAAGCGGAAGUGACGGCUGGCAUUUCUGGUCUUACCAUUGAAGAAAAGCUGAAGGCGCUGGCGACAGUUUCUUCGGAUGACUCUUUCAUUGAAGAUGACUCCGACGAGGAGCUCAAGAUUGACACGGCUAAGAGCUCUUACCCACAUUUGCGCUUCACGGCGAUUUUGCUUUUCCCGGUCAUCCCUUCUCGUGAGGUUGCUUCGGUGAUCCUGACCGAAGACGUGGCCUACCUUCGCAAGAAGGCCUCGAGCCCGCAGCUGCUGGAAGUUUAUUUCAAGAAUGUCCCUGCUGACAUCCCGCCGGAGCUGGUUAAGGAAGUCAUGGUGCUGCACCCGCUCAGGAUUUGGAAGCAGUCUGCGUUCGCCGAGGGUCACUGCUUCCAUCGCGUCCUUCACCCAGUCACUGGUGCUGACACUGACAAGAUUAAGGGGCUGGUGGUUCAGCACGCCGGCGACAGGCACCGCUGGCGCCAUGAGUUUCGCCAUCAGCUGCUGGCUGCCUCUCUCCGCGCUUCCCCGCUCACCACCCCGCUGCUGCUGGAUGCGGCUUUUGUGCUGAUCUCCACGGGGAGCAACCGGGAGGAAUGGCUGUGUACCCUCGAGUGCUGCGGGAAGGCUCAUGGCAAGUCCUUCAUGGCAGCGGCAGAUCACGUCACAUCGGCGAGCCAUCUCCUGGGCCUGGAGAAGUUGGGUGCAGCCAUCCGCAGCUCCCUGGAGAGGCUCGGUCGGCACGUUAUCCGCAAGGAGUACCAGAUCUGA
Molecule: messenger RNA, 876 nt
Organism: Closterium sp. Naga37s-1
Lineage: Eukaryota; Viridiplantae; Streptophyta; Zygnematophyceae; Desmidiales; Closteriaceae
Source: the annotation of a GenBank genome assembly